Molecule: messenger RNA, 2079 nt
Organism: Acaromyces ingoldii
Lineage: Eukaryota; Fungi; Basidiomycota; Exobasidiomycetes; Exobasidiales; Cryptobasidiaceae
Exons: 2
Coding region: 1-2079 (692 amino acids)
Biological process (GO): urea transmembrane transport
Cellular component (GO): plasma membrane
Molecular function (GO): urea transmembrane transporter activity
Source: RefSeq, a predicted model, not a curated record
AUGGAUCCAUCGCAAGGCAUUCCCCCGCCCCUCAGCCAAGGAUGGGGCUAUGGUGUCACCGUCGGCUUCGGCUUGGCCUUUGCUGCCGGUAUGAUGGGCAUCACCGAAAUUCUCAAGCGGUCGACUGGCGAGAACAACCGUCACUUUGAGACGUUUGCCGUGGCCGGCCGCAAGAUUGGCACCGGUCUUACUGCUACAGCCGUCAUCUCCAGUUGGGCUUGGUCGACUGCGCUCCUGUCAAGUUCGCAAAUCACCUACAACUACGGCGUGGCCGGCGCCUACUGGUUUGCAGCUGGAUGUCUCGUUCAGAUCUGCUUCUUUGCCCUCAUUGCCAUCCAGAGCAAGCGCAGGGUGCCCCACGCGCACACUGUCCUCGAGGUCGUCAAGGCUCGCUACGGUGUCUUUGCUCACGCGGUCUACGCCGUCCUGUGCAUUGCGACCAACAUCAUCGCCAGUGUCAACAUGUUCCUUGGAGCUUCAGCCGCUAUUGCUGCUCUGACUGGUAUGAACACUGUGGCCGCCAUCUUCUUGCUUCCCGUUGGCGUGUGCCUCUACACCAUCACUGGCGGCCUUCGCGCGACCUUCAUCACCGACUACCUCCAUACCGUCGCAUUGCUCAUCAUCUGCGUCUACCUGAUCCUGAAGGCGCUCACAAGCGAAGCUGUCGGCGGCGUCGACAACCUCUGGCGCAUGGUCGAGGCUGCCGGCAUCAUGAACCCCGUUGAGGGCAACCACAACGGCUCUUACUUGACCAUGUCGAGCCAAAAUGCAAUCGCCUUUGGCACUCUGCACACCCUCGGUAACUUUGGCCUCGUCCUUCUCGACAGCAGCUACUGGCAAAAGGCCUUCAGCGCCGACAUCACCGCUGCCGCACCCGGCUACAUUCUCGGAGGCGUCCUCUACUUCGGCAUUCCUUGGGCUCUUGGAACAGUCAUGGGCUGCGUCGGCAUCGGUCUGGGAGCCUCGCAGGCACCGUCCUGGCCUGUUCACGGACGCAUGCUCACGAUGAGCGAGUCAAACAACGGCCUUGUCCUUCCCUACUCCGCCUUGGCUGUCAACGGAUCGGCAGGCGCCGUUGCUGUUGUCAUCGUCAUCUUUAUGGCCGUCACCAGCACGAGCUCGGCUCAAAUCGUGGCCGUUUCCUCAAUUGUCAGCUCUGAUCUCUUCCACACCUACCUGCACCCCAAAGCAACGGAAAAGCAGAUCAUCUGGGUCUCGCGCGCCGCCUGCGUCAGCUUCGCUCUCGUGGCUGCCGCCGUCAGCACCGCCCUUUACUACGCCGGUCUUUCGCUGACCUGGACUCUGUACUUCCUCGGAGUGAUCACCUGCCCUGGCAUGGUGACCAUUUCCCUCACCGUUCUCUGGAACCGUCAGACCAAGGCUGCCGCCAUCCUUUCGCCCCUCAUCGGACUGGCCGCUGGUAUCGCUGUUUGGAUCUCGACGGCGUGGUACUACGGUGACGGGGUCAUCAACGUCACGACCACUGGCGCCUUGAUCCCCUGCAUGUGGGGCAACAUCACCUCGUUUGCUGUGCCGGCGAUUCUUUCUCCCGCUAUCUCGCUCAUCUUCCCCAGCGAGCCCUUCUCUUGGGAGCGCUUCAACUCGAUCAAGCUUAUCAGCGACGACGACGCCUCGAGCGUGCAAGAAGAGAAGGAGAACCGGUUCGUUGACACUUUCACGCCUGAACAAGAAUCGUACAUGGCUCGCAUGUCCAAGUGGGCGUUUGGCCUGGGUAUCUUUUUCUUCCUCGCUGUUUGGGUCCUCGUCCCCUUCGGCCAGUACGGCGCCUACACGACGUUCAGCAAGCCCUUCUUCCGUGGAUGGAUCGUUGUCAGCAUCAUCUGGCUCUUUGCCACGCUCCUCAUCGUCACCUUCAUGCCGCCGAUCGAGGGCCGCCACACCCUCCUUGCCCUUCUUACUGGCAAGCCUCGGGCAGACGCGAGUGCGCAGAAUGUGCACAAGCGCGCCGAAAAGGGCACCAUUCUCCCAGACGAGACGUCCUCAGACAGCGAUGGCGCCGCUGACCAGAAUGCCACCGCGCGUGCCUCCCCUGUCGAAGAGGCUGAGAAGAAGGUGUAA